Messenger RNA from Menidia menidia (Atlantic silverside), 312 nucleotides. The record is from the annotation of a GenBank genome assembly. NCBI's taxonomy places the organism in Eukaryota, Metazoa, Chordata, Actinopteri, Atheriniformes, Atherinopsidae.
AUGAGCGGAAGAGGCAAAGGAGGAAAGGGGCUCGGAAAAGGAGGCGCUAAGCGUCACAGGAAAGUCCUCCGUGAUAACAUCCAGGGAAUCACCAAGCCCGCCAUCCGCCGUCUGGCCCGCCGCGGCGGAGUGAAGCGUAUCUCCGGACUCAUCUACGAGGAGACCCGCGGGGUGCUCAAGGUCUUCCUGGAGAACGUCAUCCGGGACGCCGUCACCUAUACCGAGCACGCCAAGAGGAAAACGGUCACCGCCAUGGACGUGGUCUACGCCCUCAAGAGGCAGGGCCGCACACUCUACGGCUUCGGAGGCUAA